UCUCUCUCUCUCUCUCUCUGGGCCCCUCCUUUCCGCCCACCGGCCCACGGACGCCCUUUCUCCUCCUCGCCCCCCUUAUCUCUCCCGUGGAGGGAGCAGGCUUGCUUGCGCCGAAGAACGCCACCGUCCCCGCGCGCUCUCCCCCGUCCCCUUGGACUGCAAUUAUGUUUGCCCCGUGCCCGCUUGGCGGGGCGUUCUAUCUGUCGUCCUGCCGAACCCUCAAGUUCUGCACAAAAGAUCAAAUUGCUGCCCCUCAAACUGGCCAGACCAUCCACCUGUCAGAGCCCAUCUCCUUCCCGGUGAGCCGGCUUUCGCUCAAUCCCUCUUGCGCCCUCCUCCUGCUCCAGGGGCCUGGGCAUUUGCUGGUCGUCAAUGUGGCGGGAUUCCUGCGCACCCGGGCGGCGGACCGCCCCCUGCCGGCCUUCCACCUGCCGGCUUCCAAGCUGGCCGGGUCCCAUCUGCACCUGGCCGCCAAGGCGGUGUCCAUCCUGCAGCUGGAGUGGCACCCGCUCUCGGCGCAUGGCCAGCACGUGGCCAUCCUGCUGGAGGCUGACGGCGGUCGCUACCUGUCCCUGUACAGUCUCCUCGGUCGGGAGUGCGAGCUUCUCCUGCCGCUGGUCCUGAGCACGGAGGCCAAGGCCCCGAACAGGGCCUCGUCGCGCCGCGGCUUCAGCGACCCGGUGGUGGCCCUCCGACAGGACCACAUGCAGCACACCUACCUACCGGUGUCCUGCUUCGCGUUUGGCGCCGGCCCCGCCACUGUGGGCUCCUCUGCGGCCGCCACCGCCGAGAGUGCUGCAUGCGCUUCUGCCCCCAUGUCGUCGGAGACCGCCGCCACUGCUCCCGGCCAGGGGUGGCUGCCACUGAGUGUCUUCCUGGCCACGCCCGCGGGCAUGGUGUAUGCCGUGUCGCCCUUUGUGCCGCGCUCGUGCCACAUGUCCCUGGAGCUUCUGCGCGCUCUGCGAGCCAGUUGCCGGGUGUCGCACGCCUCGGCCGAGCAGGCCGCCUGGGUGGACUCGCUGUACCUGGUGGAGUUCAACAAGUUCAGCCUUCGGUCCGAGCGUCUGCCUUCGGUGCAGGGCCCCUUCCUGCUCUCGUCUCCUGAGUCGACAAACUUCCAGCCCACCCUGCCAACCCCCUCGGCGACGAGCACCGUCGACGCGGUUCUGGCGACGCCGGUCACGGGUGACCAUGCGCUGCUGACCCUUUUCUAUGGGUGCGGCGCCCUGCACAGCGCUCUGCACCUGCAUGGCAUUCUUCCCCAGUGGCAGACCGGCGCCGGUGAGGUGUCCGCGCACCCGCUGCUGGCCGGCUCGAGGGCCGACUACGCCAAGCUCUACCCCAUGCGGGCCUUUAACUUUGGCCAGGGCGCCCCCGCCACCGGGCAGGACCACCAGUUCAUGGCAACUCCCCUGGCCGGGGCCGAGGCGUGCCUGAUCUUCUCCCCGAGCUCGGUUUACCUGCUGGACUUUUCUCCCCUCUGCCUCGGACUUCGACGCUUCUUCAGUAGCCUGGCCGGCCCGGUGGGUGUCCACGCGACCCUGCCGCAGGCACUCCUGGCCCCGGAGAACCUCCUGUGCCGGGUGUCCUGCCUGCUGCGCGUCUUCUCCACCCGGCAGGCGAUCAGCGACUGUCUGCUGGUCCGACCGGACCUCGGGCCGCUGGCCCUCCGGCCGGGCACCGACUCCGGCGACUGCCCCGCCCUGCUGGUGGUGUCGCUGCACCAGAGCAGCGGCACCUUCACCACCGCCUGCCUGCCCUUUGACCUGGCCAAGCAUGCGGCCUCGGGGACCGCGGCCCCGCCCGGCCGGGUCCCCGUCUUGGUACCCGGGAAUGAGGCAUCGGUUUCCGAUCAUGUGGCGUAUGUGCGCUCCCUACUGGAUGAGAUCCCCAUCAGUACCCGGAUGAUUGUCGAUGACCAUGCAGACGAGCAAAAGAUGCAGAUGCUGGCCGAGACCUUCGCUGAGGCUGCUCGGGCCCGGUCAUUGCCCAUCCUGUCCUACGUGUCAAGCAUGUUCAUGAUGAUCUUCAACCGCAUCGACCAGGCGAAGGCCGGCCAGACCGAGGAGGCGGAGCUCCUCGACCAAGCGUGGCAAAAGCUGUCGGGGCAGAACACCCAGCUGCAGGAGCGCAUUCGCCAGAACACCGCUCGUGCCGAGGCCCUGAAGUCCAAGCUGUCGGCGCUGCUUAUUCUGCACCUCAAGUCGAAAUCCGCCACCAUCUCGACAGCCGAGCAGGAGCAUUUCAAUCGACUGGAGGACCAGUCGCGCCAUGUGGAGCAGCUCCAGCUUGGUCUUGAGCGGCUGGAGGAGCGCAUCGGCUCUCUGAAGGGCGCGGCCAUGGCGGCGACCGCCGCCCAAGAGGGAGCAGGCAGCUCAGUUCCCGCGGAACUCCUGGCCGCGGACCCGGAGCGGGCGGUGGCCCUUCUGUUCCCCCCUCGCGAGGGGCUCCUCAUCUCGGAGGAGCUCCUGAGCCUACGUACCUCCAUCAUGUCCCUCAAGAGCAGCCUUUCGUCAGCGGAGACUCGCCUCAGCCACCUGCUGUAGAGGCUUCCCUGUCUGCCCCUCGUGUACGGCCUUGGGCUCUUUCUCUCUAUCGCUUUGUCUGUCUGUCUGUCUCUCUCUCUCUCUCUCU
Molecule: messenger RNA, 2634 nt
Organism: Fonticula alba
Lineage: Eukaryota; Rotosphaerida; Fonticulaceae
Exons: 12
Coding region: 165-2546 (793 amino acids)
Biological process (GO): ribosomal large subunit export from nucleus; ribosomal small subunit export from nucleus; mRNA export from nucleus
Cellular component (GO): nuclear pore
Molecular function (GO): structural constituent of nuclear pore
Source: RefSeq, a predicted model, not a curated record